AUGGAUGAAGAGUCUGAACCCAACUCAGAGGAUUUCAACUUCUGGCUUGCUAUCUGCGCCAUACUAACUUUCCUCUGUUACACUCUCUUCGGUGUCCUGAUCUUCCUCCUCCGGCGCACCAUCAACGAUGUAUUUAGGGAGCUUUUACAUACCAAAACCUUCAAGCCCUCCAUCGAAACCGUUUCCCCACUUACCAACUUCGCGGCUAUUACCAAGGUCACCCAUAAGGAGACUGAGGGAUCUCUAAGUCUCUCUUUAUCCCUUCGUAAGAGCGUCUCCAUGUUCCUCCUUCGCAAUGUUCCAUUGAUUACCUUUCACAAUGCCAUGCUUGCACCUACUACUGAGCUUUUGCGAUUUCUACGAGAUACAGCCGCCGAGGAAGUCUCUAUUGAUAAUCAGAACAUUUCCGUGAGGACUAAUGAGGAGCAAGUCAAUAUUAACGAGUUUCGACGUUCGUAUGACCUCGUAUUCGCUUUCCUUGAUGAGGAUGCUCUAGAAGGUAAAACGCAAGACGAGCAGGUAGUUUUAUCUCUCUAUAUCGUUCACGUGAAACAACAUCAGGAGGAGCGCAGACCGACGCAAAUUCUCUACUCUUACUGCAAAACUAAUCAUGAUCGACUCAUCUGUAUUCAAAAAUUGUUUACGAAUGGAAGUGAAAACGGGGAUGGGGAGCAGAAGAGAUGGCCAGACUGCGUUAUUUGUUUGGCGGAGGGCACAGCCGAUGUCGUCUUCGUGCCCUGUCGACACGUGGCAAUGUGUAAAAAGUGUCUCCCUAGUUUUCAGGCCUCCUCCCAAUGCCUUCACUGUCCGCUGUGCAGAGUUGAGAUGCUUCUGUGGAGUUGGUGGGCGUCUCUGCUGGGUGGGGUCUCCCAUCUCCUACAAACUAAAUUGAUCAGUCUGGAAGUGUUUGAUUCAGCUGUAGUUGAAGUGCUAGAAUUCACUCAAACACUUUUUUAUUACUAUGGUGAGGUUAUGUUACAGAUGAUCACCAAAGGUGAUUACCGCUUCUAUAGCCCUUCCGUUGUAAGUCAACGCGGAUCUAACCGCUCGCAGGAGUUCCAGAGCCAGUUCCGAAGGCGUUGUGGGACGAGUGAGCCUGGACAGAAGGAGGUAAAGGUCGUUGAGUGUGUCCUUCCAGUGCAACGCCACGUUGCUUCUGAAGACGACACUAGAAGUAUGAGUGUAAAAUCAACCGUCAUUGACGUGCAGAAGGCCUGA
Molecule: messenger RNA, 1218 nt
Organism: Echinococcus granulosus
Lineage: Eukaryota; Metazoa; Platyhelminthes; Cestoda; Cyclophyllidea; Taeniidae
Exons: 6
Coding region: 1-1218 (405 amino acids)
Source: RefSeq, a predicted model, not a curated record